AUGCGUCUACCACCGAAAUGGUACCAGUUCCUCGUCGGCGUGUUUGCCUCGCUUGGUUCGUACCUGUACGGCUACGACCUGGGAGUCAUCGCCGAAGUCGUGGCCAGCAGCACCUUCAAGGCCAAGUUUGCGGCCGAUGACACGCAGACUGGUCUGGUUGUCUCCAUGUUCACGACCGGAGCCUUCUUCGGUGCCGCCCUGGCAGGUCCCAGCGGCGACUAUCUCGGCCGUCGAUGGACCAUUGUUCUGGGAUCCGUGAUCUUUUGUCUCGGUGGCGGGCUGCAGACCGGUGCACAGAACAUCAGCUACCUCUGGUCUGGCCGCUUCCUGGCCGGACUGGGCGUCGGCUUCCUCGUCAUGAUCGUGCCUCUCUAUCAAGCCGAGCUGGCCCAUCCCAGCAUUCGGGGCCGCAUCACGGCCCUGCAGCAAUUCAUGCUGGGUGUGGGUGCGCUGGUGGCCUCGUGGAUCUCGUGGGCUACGUUUGUCCAUAUCAAAAACAACAGCGCCCAAUGGCGAGUUCCGCUCGGUCUGCAGAUCAUCCCUGCCAUCUUUUUGGGAUUUUUGAUAUUCUUGUUCCCAGAGUCUCCCAGAUGGCUCAUGGACCACGACCAGCCGGACAGAGCCCUAAAGGUCCUGGCCCAGCUGCACGCUCACGGCGACGAAAAGGAUCCCUGGGUGAUUGCCGAGUACGAACAGGUCCAGGCGUCCAUUGCCCACGAGCACCAGUACGAAGCAAAGUCCUAUCUCGAACUGUUCCGGUCGCGCUCAGCCUUCCGCCGGCUGUUCCUUUGCUGCGCACUGCAAGCCAGUAUCCAAAUGACCGGCGUCUCAGCGAUCCAGUACUUUUCGGUCGAAAUCUACGGCCAGAUCGGCAUCUCUGGAGACAACACGCUCAAGUACCAGGGCAUCAACAGCAUCAUCGCUCUGGUGGCCCAGUUCUUGUGCAUUCUCUGCAUCGACCACACGGGCCGUCGCUGGCCUCUGAUCUUCGGCAAUAUUGGCAACAUGGUGACCUUCAUCAUUGCCACCAUCCUGCUCGCCAAGUAUCCUCCGGGCGUUUCGACCAACACCGGUGCCCAGUGGGGAUUCAUCAUCAUGACCUGGCUGUACAACUUCUCCUUCAGCGCCACGUGCGGUCCGUUGUCGUGGAUCAUCCCGGCCGAGGUGUUUGAUACGAGGACUCGAAGCAAAGGCGUGAGCAUCGCCACCAUGACCAGCUUCGCUUUCAACACCAUGAUCGGACAAGUCACCCCGAUCGCCAUGACGAACAUCGGCUACCGGUUCUACUACGUCUUCAUCGUGUGCAACUGCACCAACGCGGUCUUCUUCUGGCUGCUGCUGCCGGAGACGGCGCGCCGCCCGCUCGAGGAGAUGAACUACCUCUUCGAGCACGCGCCGUGGAUCGUCGUCGGCACCAGCCGGGACAGCUACGUCAGCCACGACCUCGAGCACCGCCUGCACGAGAUCACCGCCGAGGCCGAGAUUAAGAGAGGGGCUGGCGGCUCCGUGAUGCAUGAGGAGAAGAUUGCGAAGUGA
Molecule: messenger RNA, 1536 nt
Organism: Fonsecaea erecta
Lineage: Eukaryota; Fungi; Ascomycota; Eurotiomycetes; Chaetothyriales; Herpotrichiellaceae
Exons: 6
Coding region: 1-1536 (511 amino acids)
Biological process (GO): transmembrane transport; carbohydrate transport
Cellular component (GO): membrane
Molecular function (GO): carbohydrate:proton symporter activity
Source: RefSeq, a predicted model, not a curated record